Messenger RNA from Asparagus officinalis (garden asparagus), 919 nucleotides. RefSeq names its product 40S ribosomal protein S10-1-like. The transcript has 5 exons. The record is from RefSeq and is a predicted model, not a curated record. Gene Ontology annotation, molecular function: structural constituent of ribosome; RNA binding. Gene Ontology annotation, cellular component: cytosolic small ribosomal subunit. Bases 164 to 703 code for a protein of 179 amino acids. NCBI's taxonomy places the organism in Eukaryota, Viridiplantae, Streptophyta, Magnoliopsida, Asparagales, Asparagaceae.
CCAUCAUGUUAAGACCAGUAGAGCCAAUCUCCACCGUCCGAUCCUAACAACAUCACGCCAUAUAAACCAUACUCACCCACGCCUAGGGUUCCUCUGCCUCUCUCGACUCUCUUCCCGUUUCGGCUUCCGAUUUCUCUCUCGAUCUCAGUCUCUUCCCUCCGCCAUGAUCAUCGAGAAGAAGAACCGCAAUGAAAUCUGCAAGUAUCUCUUCCAAGAGGGGGUUUUGUAUGCCAAGAAAGACUACAACCUUGCAAAGCACCCAUUAAUCGAUGUCCCCAAUCUUCAAGUAAUCAAGUUGAUGCAGAGCUUUAAAUCUCGAGAGUACGUGAGAGAGACAUUUGCAUGGGAACACUAUUAUUGGUACCUCACUAAUGAUGGUAUUGAGUACCUCCGGACUUAUUUGAACCUUCCAUCAGAAAUCGUUCCUGCCACUCUGAAGAAGGCUCAGAAGGCGCCUGCUCGGCCUUUUGGGUCUGGUCCUCCUGGUGAUCGCCCCAGGGGUCCACGCUUCGAAGGUGACCGCCCAAGGUAUGGAGACAGAGAUGGUUACAGGGGAGGUCCACGUGGUGGCCCUGGUGAUUUUGGUGGUGACAAGGGUGGUGCUCCUGCUGAGUAUAAUCCAUCAUUCAGGGGUUCUGGUGGCAGGCCUGGGUUUGGCCGUGGUGGUGGUGGUUUUGGUGGUCCUUCGCCGUCUAUGGAGUAGAUUUGUGUGUUGCGUCUCUUUAUGCUUCCUUUCAGAACUUUGUACUAGGGAACUGCUCAUUUUUGUGUUUCUUCAGAAGUAUUGUCUAGUUUAUCCUGCAAACGUGUUUGAUUAUGCUUUGCCAUGAGCUGAACCUUUUUUAAGUUUAUUAUAGCUGUUAACCUUCGUAAUGAUGAUUAACGGUGGAUCUUGGUUACAUGGUUAGUAUUAUGGGUU